AUGGUUAGGAAGAGGACGAAGAAAAUUUUGUUGGCUCUAUUCCUUGGGAUGACAACAUAUGUAUCUUUCCAGCUAGUAUAUGUUUGGAAGUAUCGCUUAACCUCUUUAGCUUCAGGAGAGGAAGUCGAUCAAAAGAUGGAGAAGAUCGAUUUGCGACGACUGACAACAGCCCUGACAACCUCAACAGGGUCCUUAACAACAACUUCUAUUUCGCCGCAAAUUAAACACAGAACAUUUCUUAUAACCAGGAGAUCUUGUAUGCAACAUUACGAUCUUCUUAUGAUUAUCUCAUCCGCUCCAGGUAAUUUUCAAAGAAGGAAUCUUAUUCGCAAGACUUGGGCUUUCGAAAGAGCAUUUCGACCAAGAUGGACAACGGUUUUCCUCGUCGGCCAAACACGAGAUGAAGCUGUAUCAGUCACAUUAUUAAAAGAAGAUAAGGCUCAUAAGGACCUUGCGCGAGCUAGCUAUUACGAACACUACUGGAAUCAAACCCUAAAGAUACAAAUGGGCUUCGAAUGGGCAGUAACGUAUUGUAAUUUCUCGUUUCUUUUGAAGCUGGACGACGACGUGUUUGUGCAUAUUCCAAGAGUUCUUUCCUUUUUGAGUGCGCCCAGCACGCCGAAGAAAAAGCUUUACGCUGGCAAUCAUUACACAAAUAAUGUUCCUUUCAGGGGAGGAAAAUGGAAGGUAACUUACGAAGAAUAUGACAAGACAAGAUAUCCAGAUUUCUGCCCCGGUUUUGGUUAUAUUUUAUCUCACGAUGUUGUAAGUACAUUUGUCGAAACGUUCUCCUCUUUUCCGUUCUUUCGACUAGACGAUGUCUACGUUGGCAUGCUUGCAGACAGGAACGGAAUAAGUGUCACGAACAAUGACGGAUUUGAGUUAGGGCAUCCACCAGGACAUAUUUGUGUUCCAACAAAUUAUACUUUAGUCAGGCAUGAUGUAGGAGAAGAAUGCCAGAUGAAGAUGUUCAAGACACUCGUGUUCCCUGACUAG
This is a messenger RNA of Pocillopora meandrina, 996 nucleotides long. Lineage: Eukaryota; Metazoa; Cnidaria; Anthozoa; Scleractinia; Pocilloporidae. The record is from the annotation of a GenBank genome assembly.